Molecule: messenger RNA, 3324 nt
Organism: Cottoperca gobio
Lineage: Eukaryota; Metazoa; Chordata; Actinopteri; Perciformes; Bovichtidae
Gene: adpgk
Product: ADP-dependent glucokinase
Exons: 8
Coding region: 230-1717 (495 amino acids)
Biological process (GO): glucose metabolic process
Cellular component (GO): endoplasmic reticulum
Molecular function (GO): ADP-specific glucokinase activity
Source: RefSeq, a predicted model, not a curated record
CAUGAAUGUACCCUGUAGUAGCGCAUGCGCACAGCGGUAUACGGAAGCUGUUGUCUCUCCCAGUCAUUCCUCCUUCAGUGUACCGACUGCCUUCUUCAGUUACCUCUCCCUCCACCGGCGGCAUCAGCACAUUAAAUGCUGUUUAUGUGAUUUACCGGGACACAGUAUCGUCUUCCUGACUCACUGAACUUGGAGCCUGCACAAUAUUAUCGGAGUGUGUGGGAGCAUCAUGUGGAAGACGGCUUCAGCUGCGGCCCUGCUGGCGUUAGCUGUUGGAUAUUUCUACCAAGGCAGCCCGCAGCUGCCGGAGCAGAUUCUGCAGUACAUCGGCCUGCCAAACUUCCAGACAUCACCUCAGAGUCAGAAAAGCCUGGAGCAGGUGAUCUCCGCCGCCUGGGAGACUCUGAUAACGCUGCCGACCCGGCAGUGGAGCAAAGUGGCAGUAGGGGUGAAUGCCUGUGUCGAUGUGGUCGUCACAGGGGUGGGACUGCUGCAGGCUCUGGCUGUGGAUCCUGGCACCGGCCUGAAUCACGAAGUGCUGCACUCCAAAGAGGACUUGAGGGAAGCCUUCAUCCAUUACAUGGAGCGUGGAGCAGCUGCCGAGCGCUUCUUCAGCGACAGCGAGGUCUUUCAGAGGAUUGCACGUGCAGCGGCAGAGUACCCCGGUGCGAAGCUGUACGUGGGAGGGAACGCUGCCCUCAUCAGUCAGAAGCUCGCCACCUACCCUGAUCUGAUGGUUUUAUUAUGUGGGCCAGUUGGUCCUAAACUCCAUGAGAUGCUGGACGAGCAGAUCGUCGUUCCCCCGGGCUCUCUGCAGGAGACGGAUGAGUAUCACCUCAUCCUGGAGUACAAAGCAGGUGAAAAGUGGGGUUCAACUCGGGCACCUCAAGCCAACCGCUUCAUCUUCUCUCACGAUGUGACCAACGGGGCGAUGAGCUCCCUCGAGAUGUUCGUGGAGAGUCUGGACGAGUUUGAUCCGGACCUGGUCGUCCUGUCGGGGCUGCACAUGAUGGAGGGUCAGGGCAGAGCGCUGUGGGAGGAGCGGCUGAAGGAGGCUGUGUUAGCCAUAUCUGACAUUCGCGAGGAUAUUCCCAUCCACCUGGAGCUGGCAAGCAUGACCGACAAAGACUACAUGAACAGCAUCAUGCAGGAGCAGGUUAUACCCAUUGUGAGCUCCAUCGGGCUGAACGAGCAGGAGCUGCUCUUCCUCUCUCAGGCCGGUGAGGGGCCGCAUGCUGACUUGGCUGCCUGGAAAGGCAUCCCAGACGUGGGCCGGGUGAGCGACAUCCUCCUCUGGAUCCUGGAGCUCCACGGCCGCAGCGAGCCGUCGUCCGAAGCGGACCUGACUCGCAUUCACUUUCACACGCUGGCCUACCACAUCCUGGCUACCGUGGAUGGAUACUGGGGGAACCAGGCGGCCGCAGUGAUGGCUGGAGCGCGAGUGGCCAGCAGCCAGGCCUGUGGCCUCCAGGCGGUUGACCCCAGCAAAGUGGAGCUCAAAGCCCCGCUACAGUUCCACAGCUCUCACACUGAGCCACGAGAGAAGCUGUCCCUGAACCCAGCAGAGCCUGUCACUGUGUGGCGCCGAGGAAACGUCUCCUUCCACCUGACGGCCGUGUUGGUGUGCAAACUGCCUCUUCGGACAGUCGGGCUCGGGGAUGCCAUCUCAGCAGAGGGACUAGUUUACUCCGAGUUAAAGACGCAGCAGCCCUUCUGAGGUUUGCUUGAAUCUGACACUCCAUUUGUCUGGAAGUCUGUGGUUGUUGGGUUGGAGUUUCUUAAGUUGUUCAGGCCUCCGUGUCCUGAACCACGUUCUGUGUCUUCCUUCCCGAGGCUCCUUUGAGUUUAAGAAUGUGAUCGAUGGUGAUAGUUUUAAAUCCUGCCUGAUGACUCCUCCAGCCUGCUCUGGUCUCCUCUGUCCUCCCUCCUCGACUCCUCCAGCCUACUCUGGUCUCCUCUGUCCUCCCUCCUCGACUCCUCCAGCCUGCUCUGGUCUCCUCUGUCCUCCCUCCUCGACUCCUCCAGCAGACACAGAAACUGAAGCGGUGGAUCUGACCGGGCUGUGAGGUGGCCUGACUCUAUGCACCGGCCGUGGCUAGAAGCCAUCUUCACAAACUCCAAAGAGUUUUGUUGGCUCAACUAAUUUACUUUGACCUGCAUAUCUUAAGUAUGCUGUGCCUUGAGAAAACAAAAAUAAUUUAAAGUUAUAAUAUUUUAUUCAUAUUUCAGAGCCAAACAAACUUAAAGCUAAGCAUCAGUUACCCUUCUGACAUAUUACACACGCAUAAAGAAGUCUGUUGGACUGGAAACCGAUGAGCGUCUUAAUAUAUUGUGGAAUCUAAGUGGAAUUCUUGAUGUUCUGUGUUUCUUCAACUUUUAGUACAUUCACGUCAAAUAGUCCCUAGAUCACUUGAAAGCUCAUUCUCACAUGGGCGACUCUUUUACGUGUAAUAACUGUUUAGACUUUAGAUAUAUUUGGCAAUUUUGUUGUUUGUCCCAAGAGGAUAGUAAUACUAGCGAGUGGCAAAGUUUUUAAGAUGUUAAAGCUUGUAAACUCUGAAUAACAACAGGUAUUAUAGUUAUUAUAAUGGCUGUUGCUUAGAAAUUCAUGAUGCAGCGUCUGUAUACAUGUUUGAAGGGGAUCCUUCUUUAUGCAGUAAAGUUUACCAUCAGAUGCCGGCUGAUUAAACCUAAAAAAGUCCUGUUGGCAAUAAAAUGAGAAUAAAUUCCAAAAUGAGCUGUUGGCCAUAUGUUAUCAGGGUUUCUGUACCUUUUUUAUUUGUUGACUGUUUUUGUACUCUGUCGUUCUUUUCAGUUGUUACUUUCCCUCACUUAUAAAAUGUGACUAUGUAACAUGAUUGGCUCAAAGAUCUUAAAAGCUGGCCAGUGUAACAUACUGCAAGAAAAGCUUCCUGAUUCUAGCCUAUAGGUACUAUAUUAUGCUUUUUUUAUGGGUUGUUUCUUAUUGUUUUUUAGCUUACUUGGGAACUGCAUUAUGAUACAUUAUGUAGCUAUCAGAACAAUGUCUUUGUAUACCUCACAUGGCCACUGAAGGCAUGCAAUAAUGGAGUCUUAAUGCAAACAUACAACAAAAGGAAGUAUGGCAUUUUGUUUAGCAGAAUUAAUUAUUUGCACUAGUACGAAGUGGCAGGUGUGCCUGCAGAGGUGAAUGUAACCUUUACUCCGAACCCCCUUUAUUUUUUAGCAAGUACAAUCUACUCAACUUAAGUCAUUUGAUAGUUUGUGUCUCAUGUUUUUAACAUUUGUAACUGUCAACAAGUUUCAUUUUCUUGUAGUUUGUCAUUAAAAUAUGUACGGAGAGUA